Triticum turgidum subsp. durum (durum wheat) is the source of this 675-nucleotide messenger RNA. The record is from the annotation of a GenBank genome assembly. Lineage: Eukaryota; Viridiplantae; Streptophyta; Magnoliopsida; Poales; Poaceae.
AUGGCGAGCAUCUUCUGGGGCGGCGCCCAGGCCGACGAGGUGGCCGACUUCGACGAGCACGACCCCACCCCCUACGGCGGCGGCUACGACAUCACCCUCACCUUCGGCCGCGCCCUCCCGCCCUCCGACGAGAUCUGCUACCCCAUCUCCACCGCCUCCACCUCCUCGUCCUCGUACGACAGCCACGGCGCGGCCGAGCAGCAGCGCAGGAGGCCGCAGGACCAGGACAGCCACGGCUCCGCAGGUCACGGGAGGAGGCCGGAGGAGACACACGGCUCCUCUGCUGGUUACGGGCAAGGGAGGAAGGCGCACGACGACGACGACGACCGGCCCAGCUACGGCCGCAAGAAGAAUGUGAGUGAUGACGACGAUGACGAGGAUAGGCAGCGGCGAUACAAGAAGCGCGACGACGACGACGAUGAUGAGAGGAAGCCACGGCACAAGAAGCACGACGAUGAUGACGACGACGAUGGCGAGAGGAAGCCGCGGUACAAGAAACGUGACGACGACGAUGAUGAUGAGGAUGACAGGAAGCCGCGUUACAAGAAGCGUGACGACGACGACGACGAUGAUAGAAAGCCACGUUACAAGAAGCACGACGACGAUGACGACGACGACGAUGAGAGGAAGCAGCGUCGCGGGAACAACCGCCGCCGCCAUGAUUACGAUGACUGA